AUGCUUGUCUGGCAUGCUCCUGCAAGAGGAGAUCCUGAACCAUGGCCUCGGGAAGCAGACCGUCCAGCUUGGCCGUUGGUGAUUGCUGUGGGUCUGCGGAGAGGCUUUCGUUUGCGAGUGAGAUCGCUGGGCGAUCCAGGGCACCUGUCCUCCUGGGAACGUUGGACUUGGGAAGAGUGGGGUCUCCGAUACACGCAGCGGCGUCGGCACGAUCCCGUCCCGUCUGGUUUUGCAGCAGCUCCAGCAGCCAAGCGCCGAAGCGACCUGACGCAGCGCGCCUGGCACGCGUUGGCGAAGGUGAGCCGAGCGCAAGGCUCUCGUGCAGCCGCCGCCUUGGCCAAGCUGGCGGGGCCUUCCUGGAGCAACCAGGUCGAGUCUAUAUUGAAGCAGAAGUCUGCAGACAUCUCUUUGGUCUUGGACGGGCCCUGCAAUCUGAGCAAUGCGUGGACCAUUCUGAGGACGAUGGAUGCGGCUGGACUACUGCGCCUGGAGCUGAUAGAUAAGGAACGAGACGCCAGUGUCAACGACUCCUUUGCCCGGGCUCUAGAGGCUCAGCCGUGGAUCCUCGUCCGUCGCUGGCGAACUGCGGCAUCGUGCAUCGAGGCCUUGCGGGCGGAAGGCUUCGCGGUGUGGAGCCUCGCCCUGACAGAGAACAGCCAGCCGCUCGAGGAGCUACUGGAGACCAGGUCGCUCAUGCCGCGUGAGAGACAGAAGCUGGCUUUCGUGCUGGGCUCGGAGUUUGCGGGCGUCUCACGCGAAGUGCAGCGCUACGUCGACGGAUCCUGCAUUAUUCCCACCGACGGAAUGUGUGUCUCUUUCAAUGUGGCAGUUGCUUGCUCAGUGCUCUUGGCGACGUUGGACGCGAAGGGGUUUCUGCAGCCUGGACUUUUGGAUGAAGCCCAGGUGCAACAGCUGCGGGUGCGCUGGUUGCUGCAGGUUUGCUCCGAAAGUGAGGCAAUUCAUGUGCUUAAUACUACUUUCGGCAUUGAAGAUAGCGUUGUCCGCGAAAGAGUCGCGGGCGACAGGACGUCGCCUGAGAUCACGGCCUCCACGGCUGCUAGGGUCGUCAGCGUUGCCCAGCUUUUUGUUGGUCGCAUCAAGGCACGGACUGAGCUGUGGGCCUGUGUGCGACGCUGUGUGACGGAUGUCAGCACACCGCAGGCGCAUCAGCCGAUUCUCCAGGCGACAAAGUUGCUGCAGGAGCACAAGCAGAACCGGAACCAGGACUGCCAGGUGCCACGGAAGGCUUCGGAGCCCAGCCUUCGGACCUGUGGCUUUUGCUUUGAAGGCCGCGAUUUGAACGUCUUGGAGGUUGCGCGCUCCGUGGACGAGGCGACUCGUGCAAAGGAGCAGCUGGCUCGUGAUUCGAUCGUGCGAGCACGAGACGAGGCGCAAAUGCGGGAGAAGGAGCUGCAGCUGCUGGAAGAGGAAAGAAGGCUUGCCGGCCUGGAACAGGAGCUCAAGACGGGCUGCUCCCUGGCGGAACAGAAGCGCGUUCAGGCCCCCGUCUUGGCCCUUGGCGCGGAGAGUAACGGCGUUGAUCUGACGGCAGAGGAGAGGCUUGCAGAUGCAAAGUCCUCGAUGAAGAAGCUGGAAGAGGCAGACCUGGCAAAAGCGGAAUCGACCCCUUUCGUGGCACCUGAUCGUGAGCAGGAGAUGCUUGAGAUCAUCCUGACAACAGGAAAGGCGAAGGAUGCCCGACUCACAGACCUGCUAAUGAAGGUCCCAGAGGUUGAGAAGGUCGAAGAGAUGUCCUGUCCGAAGUCGAAGUCCCGAGCCGCGCCAUCCCGCGCCUCCUGCAUCAUGCUAACGCCGCAGAAAAACCUGACCAUUCAGCACUUGGCUUGGCCUGUGUCAGUGCCUUCAUCGAUGCCUCGCAGUUCCAGCGAUUGCAGCGUGGCGGCAGCCGCGGGGACCCUGCGAGUGCCAGGAUGCAAUGGACCCCUGCCCAGGAGGAUCGAGCGAGUGUCGAUGCCCGUGCGUGUGUGCCCGCGGUCAGAGCUCUUGGCCCUGCGCGAGGAGGUGCAGAGGAUGCGCAAGGAGGCCAUGGACGUGGCUGGGCUGAAGGCCGAGGUCGAGGUGCUGAAGACCGAGCUGCGGCACAUCCUGGACGACAACCGCCGGAUGUCCGACGAGAUAGAUGCCCGACGCCGCUCGCGAGUGGAGGCCCAAGAUCGACAACAGCAGGCCAAGGAGGACCGACGGCGGUCCCAGCUCGAUUCUGCAAGGGAUCUCUUCCAUGCGAUGCUGGCUCCAGACCAGCGUGGUCGAGAAAACGUGCCACCCAAGCCAAACGAAGGCAUUUCACGACAAGCAGGUCGUCCAGCCGCCCAGGCUUCGUCGGCGACCGGUCAUGCGAUCCUUAUUCAGCGAGUUACCUGGCACAUGCCAGCGCCGGUUGAUGCUCAGACCUUCAGAUCUGAGCGUGUGCAGUCGCAGUGCCUGAGUCGCACCAUGUACAGUGCUAGCGAUUGUGCGAAGGAGGUGCAAUUGGCAGCUUCGUCGAGCAAGAAUUCGUACUAUGCCAACAGGACCAGGAUCGGGGUGACGCAGCGAGUCGUCGCAGUCUCGACAAGCGUUCAGCGCGAACUAGCCGAAGCUGUUGCAUCUCAAGGGUCGUUUGGAAACGCGGCAAAACGCUGCGUUGAUAUAUCUGAUUUACCUGCGAGGCUUUUCAGAGGCUCUUUCGGUGUCGCCAUGUCGCUGUUCAGCGGAGACAACGAGAUCGGGAACAUCCUGCAACAGGCAGUCAAGCUGAAAUCUGCCCAGAUGAACGAAAAGCGAAAGACCUACGAGACGAGACCCUUCUUUGUGCAACACACACUCUUCCACGGAGAGAAGGAGGACUUUAAGGCUUGGAGGCAGCUUCCGUUUGAUGAGAAGAAGGUGAUCUCCGAGAGGCUGAAAGAAGAAGGCAAUGACCUCUUCAAGAAGGGAUCCUGGAUGGAUGCAAUAGAGAAGUACGAGGAAGCCGCAUCACUGGUCCACUACUACUGGAGCACUGAUGCCAACUGGCGGAAGAACAACCGCGGCAUUGAUGACGAUGUCCUGAAGCUAGUGGACGACAUGGGCAGCACAGAAGAGGACGCACAGUGGCAGCGGAAGCACCGCGCCCUGUGUGCACUGAAUCUGGCGGCCUGCAAGCAGAAGUUGGACAAGUUUGACGAGGCCAUCACUGCCUGUGACGUGACUCUCGAGCUCGACCCCAAGAAUGUGAAAGCACUCUACCGGCGUGCAGAGUCGCGGAUAAGGCCUACAAAGGCAACCGCCUACGACCAUGACCUUGCGAUCAAGGACCUGGCAGUUGCCAAUGCGCUUGAUCCCAGCAACCAGACCAUCGAGCGGCUCUUGAUCAGGCUACGUGCCGAACGCCGGGUGCAAAGAGAAAAGGACUCUCAGACCUACACCGGGCUGUUUGAUCGAGGCCAGAUCUACGACAAGGGCAUCCUGUCCAGCAGCCCGGCUGCCGCGGCUCUCGUGCUGUCGGGCCUGUCUCCUUGGUCCAACGUUCAUGAGUGUGCCCUGGCCCUUGGCGGCGAGAUGACAUUUCUGCAAGCGCAGGCAUCCAUGGCUUCCACUCUGGCAGAGAGAGUGUUAGUGGUUGGAUACCUCGAGGACAUUUACCCCAAGGUUUACGACAAGAUGCUCGAAGCCGUGCGACACGAUCUCCUGGAGCGUGUUUCGUUGCGGGGCAGACGAGGGAGUGCAUCCUUUCAGGCCAGGCUCGUUGAUUCAGGUUUCUUGCCACUGUCACUCUUUCCGCUCGGACCGGCCUCAUUUGGCUGCAGAUCCAACAUCGGCUGGGGAAUCAGGCCGGCCGGCAGCUGGCUCGAUUUCACGGGCGUUGUGCCCGAGUGA
Molecule: messenger RNA, 3858 nt
Organism: Symbiodinium necroappetens
Lineage: Eukaryota; Dinophyceae; Suessiales; Symbiodiniaceae
Source: the annotation of a GenBank genome assembly